AUGGAUAAUUACGAGUUAAUUAUCAAAAAUCCUUGUUUUGGUCAUAUGGGGUAUAUCAAAGCUGUCGCUAACUUGCAAGACAAACAUGAUAGAUCAGCCCCAUCAGAUUAUCAUUGGAAAAUAUUGAAGUGCAGGAUGUUAAUAUUCUCAAACUCAUCGAUUAUGGCUUGUCCAGAUAAGGAAGAAGUGAAAAAAAUUCAUAUUAUUUUCAAUAAAUUUGGUGAUGACUAUGAUAAAUUAACUUCGUUGCUAUUGAAAUUUUCCUUAACGCAAGAAGGUACCGUAGGGCAAGUUUCUCCAGAAAUAUAUCAAAUGUCCUUCCAAUAUACAAUGUUAGCAAAACUGGCACCAAUGUGGAACACGUUGGGAUUGGAAUAUCUUGUAAAUAACAGAAACUUUUUGCUGUCGAAGGAACCGCAAGAAGGAAUCAAAUAUCAAUGUAUUACAAAUGAACAUUUUAGUACUUUAAAAGUAAAACCUGUAAAGAUACUUUUAUACAGAGCUAAUUGUGAUUAUUUACCUGGAGAAUAUGUAAGAGUUCUGCCGAGUUUGAACAAAGCCACUGUCGAGGAAUCUUGCGAGUUGACUUCCAAGUACGGUAUUUUCAAGUCUUAUAAAGAUUUGCGCCGUCACUGGAAAAAUAUUGGGGCAUACAAGCAGACGGCUCACCUGAUGGUAAGUGAUCACCGUCGCCCAUGGACACUUGCAACACCAGUAGUAUCACAAAUGCGAUGCCGGCCUUUAAGGAAGGAGUACGCUCUUUUUUUGAAGGUUUUUGGGUCGUAUUGGUCCGGAAACACUGCUGGCGACAACAUAUUCCACAGUUUUGUCAACUCUCCCCGUGAUAAAUGCGAUAGAAGAUGCAGAGCGAAGCUACAACCCUACGCAAAGCCAAAGGAUCAAGCUGAUCGGAAAGGUCCUGGUCGUCGACGAUUCGAGCCGCUCGGUGCUGGAUGCGAUCCAAAGGAAGAAGUUGGUACUGGGGUGCCCCCGCCCAAAGAUGAGAGCAGUACUCCAUGUGAGGCCGCACCUGUGCCUUAUAAAGCUGCAGUCGGUGGGCCGGUGUGA
This is a messenger RNA of Chilo suppressalis (striped riceborer), 1068 nucleotides long. The record is from the annotation of a GenBank genome assembly. NCBI's taxonomy places the organism in Eukaryota, Metazoa, Arthropoda, Insecta, Lepidoptera, Crambidae.